Molecule: messenger RNA, 1776 nt
Organism: Notolabrus celidotus (New Zealand spotty)
Lineage: Eukaryota; Metazoa; Chordata; Actinopteri; Labriformes; Labridae
Gene: nsdhl
Product: NAD(P) dependent steroid dehydrogenase-like
Exons: 8
Coding region: 129-1166 (345 amino acids)
Biological process (GO): steroid biosynthetic process
Molecular function (GO): 3-beta-hydroxy-Delta5-steroid dehydrogenase (NAD+) activity
Source: RefSeq, a predicted model, not a curated record
CUGUUCUCAAACGUCAUCUUUGUGCUGGCCAAUGACAGACCACUGCUGCUCAGCUCAUUGAUGGUUCGUACGUGGUCGAAUUGCGCUCACCGACUGCAGUAUCUCUUACCUGUAGGCUGUUACUAACUAUGGCCACCCGAGUUCGCCCGAGUAGUAAACGGUGUGCAGUCAUCGGAGGGUCUGGUUUCCUGGGCAGACACUUAGUGGAGAAGCUGUUGGAGCGAGGGUACUCCGUGUCCGUGUUUGACAUCCGCCAGAGCUACGAGCUGCCCGGUGUCAUCUUCCACCAAGGAGACCUCUGCGACAAACAGGCUCUGCUGCAAGCUCUGAAGGACGUGUCCUUGGUCUUCCACUGCGCGUCCCCAGCCCCUGCCAGUGAUGACCGUGGGCUGUUUGACAGGGUCAACAUUCAGGGCACACGCAUCGUCAUUCAGGCCUCUAUUGAGGCUGGAGUUCAGAAAUUAGUCCUGACCAGCAGUGCCAGCGUGGUGUUUGAAGGGACAGACAUCAAGAAUGGGAGAGAGGAUCUACCUUAUGCCAGGAAGCCCAUCGACUAUUACACAGAGACUAAGAUUCAGCAGGAGAAGUUGGUCCUUGAGGCUUGUGAUAAGGAGAAGGGUUUCCUCACAGUAGCCAUCCGUCCUCAUGGCAUCUUUGGCCCGCGGGAUCCACAGCUGGUUCCUAUCCUAGUGGACACAGCUCGUCGGGGUAAAAUGAAGUUCAUUAUUGGAGAUGGAACCAACUUGGUUGAUUUCACUUUUGUGGAGAAUGUGGUUCAUGGCCACAUCCUGGCUGCUGAACGCCUCAAACAGGACUCCCCAAUAUGUGGAAAAGCGUAUCACAUCACUAACGAUGAGCCAGUUAGAUUCUGGGACUUCAUGUCCGAGGUGCUGGUGGGUCUGGGAUACGCUGCUCCCCGCUACCACCUCCCCUACUGUCUUGUGUACGGACUGGCCCUACUCCUCUGGCUGCUGUCCCUGAUCCUGCAACCUCUAUUUUCUUUCAAACCCACUUUUACACCAAUGAGAGUGGCCCUGGCUGGAACCCACCACUACUACAGCUGUGAUCGUGCCAAGGAGGACCUGGGCUACAAACCGGUAGUCAGUCUGAAGGAGGCGAUCACACGCACAGUGGAGAGCUACCCCCAUCUCCGACAAGCAGCUUGAUGGUAGACCAGAGGUGAAGACUGUUAAGACACAUGAGCCUUUGAGCGUUAUUCACACUGAAUGGACAAUGAAAAAAAUAUGGGAACAAACUGCUUUAUCCAACUCCACAUUGUAAAGCAUUUGUCCUGUUUUCUACAGCUAUGUACCAUUUCCACCAGCAGGUGGCAGCACAGGGCCCUUGAUUUUGUCAGUGUAGAUGAAAAAAGCACUUUUAUGACAAGGGAAAUAUACUGAUCCGACAUUGUGAGAACUGCAAUGAUGCACAAAACAUUCUUCUUCCAUUUCCAUGUGUUUCACCAUGUGUGCCGUGCACAAAUUGAGAUGCUGCUGUUUAUGUUAAAAUGCCUUGAUACAUUCCACUAAAUCAUGAAAGAACUGUUAUCUGGGCUUUGUUUUGAACAUGAGAAAUUACCAGGGCACAUACCUAUCCAGAAUUGUAAUAAAAUAAUUCAUAAUAAUUGAUAAGACUUGUAUAGCGCUUUUCUAGGUGCUCAAAGACACUUUAGAUGAAGUGCAAAACCGAUAAAGGUAACACUGUCUGUCAAUAAUAAUAUACACCUACUCCUAUACCUACUGUAUUUGUACAUUAAAAUAGUUUCUUGUUGCUGUA